CGCUCCGCUCACACUGUUUCACCCUGUGGAGGCUGUGUAACCUGACCACCACCACUAUUACUGAACGGUUUUUGGCGGAUUUUGAGUGAAAUGAAGUGACUUUUCCUCUGGAUGGAUACGUGACAGCAGAGAUCCGGGAUCCUGAAUAUGCUCAGGAGUCAGCCCAUCGGCUCCAGAGUGGUGAAGCGCAGUAAAGUCAUUCCUUUCAGUGUGAGAUCCUAAAGUGUCAUCAGGGCCUUGAGACACACCCACACACACACACUGAUGUUCAGCCUCGCCUUCUCACAGUGGACCUGGCAGACCUCUAAUCUCUAAAAGAUUGAUGAGGCCCCGUCCAGGCACAGGAGGUCUGGCACAGCGUCGAUAAGGCAGCUUUCAUUUCACCACAUUUUAUCCCUCACUCCUUCCUUUCUUCUCGUCUUCUCCUCUGUGCUGAGGGACGCUGGGGCUGGCUUUGAAGCGUGAGAGAGGAUUAUGGCGCACCAAGGCCCCCGGGCGAGAAGGACAGUGUUUUAAACAGGAACCAUGAAAUGCCCCGGAAAUGACAGUUCUGUUUUCUUCUGUUGCUCCGUGUUGGACAGCCGUGUAGUAGCCGAGCAGGACGCCAGGGUCGGCAUGUCACUGUCAAACUGCUGGACCUGGAAUAUAGUGAAACUACAGAGGGACACUCAGAGCUGAGAGUAGCUGAACACACAUCACACACCUGCACACACAAAAACACACUCAGAGCGUUCCACACAGGACAAUGUGCAACAUCUCGUUCUGUGAUGUGGACAGUAAGGUGGACCAGUUCUUCCAGCCCACACUCUACAUCAUAGUCAUCGUUCUGGGGCUGCCCACUAACUGCAUGGCCCUGUGGGCUGCCUACAUGCAGGUACGCCAACGCAAUGAGCUCGGCAUCUACCUGAUCAACCUGUCAGUGGCUGACCUCCUCUAUAUCACCACUCUUCCUCUGUGGAUCGACUACUUCCUACAGCACGAUGAUUGGAUUCACGGUCAGGAGAGCUGCAAGCUGUUCGGCUUCAUCUUCUACACUAAUAUCUACGUCAGCAUCGCCUUCCUCUGCUGUAUAUCACUGGACAGGUACCUGGCCGUGGCAUAUCCUCUGCGCUUUGCCAAGGUUCGACGAAUCAAAACAGCGGUCCUGGUGAGUGCCAUGGUGUGGAUCAUUGAGAUCGUAGCCAACUCCGCUCCUCUCUUUCACGAUGAGCUCUUCCAGGAUCGGUUCAACCACACCUUCUGCUUUGAGAAGUAUCCCAUGCAGGACUGGGUGGCAGGGAUGAACCUCUACAGGACAUUUCUGGGGUUCCUCGCUCCAUGGACAGCCAUGCUUGUUGCCUACCGCGGGAUCCUCGCAGCAGUGCGCUGCAACGUCUCAACAGAGCGCCAGGAAAAGGCCAAAAUUCAGCGGCUGGCGUUGAGUCUGAUCCUGAUUGUUUUGCUCUGCUUUGGACCGUACCACAUCCUCCUUCUGGUGCGGAGUGUCAUGUUUCUAAGGAAGCCUUGUGACUGCGGCUCAGAGGAGAGCUUGUUUGCAGCAUACCAUGUAUCGCUGGCUCUGACGAGCCUCAACUGUGUUGCAGACCCCAUUUUGUACUGUUUCGUCAAUGAGGGGGCUAGACACGACGUCGGCCGAGCUCUCUCAGCUUUACUGUCAGCAGCUUGCCACAAAGGCUCCUCUUCCUCACCAUCACACGCCGACAUGCUCAACGCUGGUUCAGUGACUAUGGAAACGCCCCUGUCAGCAAAGAAGCAGCCUUGUGUUUAUGUCGAUGGGGGCAAGACAAGCAGCUACAAGACAGAACUGGUGGCUCUAAAGGAGGAGUGUCUACAGAUGACCAUCCUCAGUGUUAGGAAGUGACCUCUACCCGGAGCGUACUGUAAGGGGUCCGAACUGCUCAGCUCAGUGCAUAGAGGAAGAUCCUAACACUGACAGCGUCUGAUGUCUUCUGGUCUGACAGGCUGAAAUCAGAUGCAUUUAUCAGGCGAUAGAUGGCUGGGGAUAAAAUAAACAAGACAUACGUCUGUAGCCACAAUAGCAGCUUCUGUAAGAUUGAAAUGCUUACAAACCAGAAAACAGACUACUUCGCUGUUGUUACCUCCUUACCACUAGUGAGGACAGGUCAUGUUGUAAAUCAGAAGGACACUUCAGACAAUUAUUUGUAGCUGAUUUGAUUCUAACUUCAAGCUGUAGUUUGUCAGCCUCCACACAGCUGCACUGCAUGGUUAUAUCAGCAUGUUUAACAUGCUAUGUUAUCAUUAUUUCCCAUUAGUGCAGCUGAGGCUGACAAGGAUUUAGUCAUUAGCGGUAUCCUCAUGAAGUGAAGUGUUGGACUGGAGGAAAUUUAGACCUGCUGGUGGUGCUAGUCAAGGGAUCACCAAAGUCCUCAGGAUUCAGCCUCAGUGGACCAUGAAUGUCUGUACCAAAUCCUACGCCAAUCCAUCCAGUACAUGUUGAGGUAUUUCAGUCUGGACCAAAGUGUUGGACCAACAGAUCGACAGACCUGUCAAGUCACUGGUGCGAUUAAUAAGGAUCUUGUCAAACACAAUUUGAGAACUUGACAAUUUCCAACUGUUCUAGGAGUCAUUUGCAAUGCCUAGGAGGACAUUCUUGAAUAUUUAAGUGGAAUUAUUUAAACAGACCACUCUCUGCAUUGCUGCUUGUUGUUAGUGGCCUGAGAGGAGACACCUUUACAUUCACACCCAACUGGACAGAGGGCAGAUGUAGGAGAUUGAGGUUUGACACCCAAAUGCACCACUUUGGAAUAUGGAAGAAGAGCAGAAGGGUAAUAAAACAUAUUGCAGAUUACUGGUCAAAAACAUUUUUAAUGCUUGUUGGAAAUGUCUGUUUAGUUUAGUUUUUUAAAGGAAAUAAUGAAGCCUUAUGAAGUACCUCAGCUCGUAAACUGUGAUAGCAAGAAGGCUUAGAGUUGAAGUGUCUCUUAUAUAAUGUGAGUAAUGUUUUCUUUUUCUUUCAUUUUUACCACAGACAGCAAAAUAAUCAGAACCCACUCCACUCAGAUGGCAGAGAAAAUCAUAAGACAAAGCCUUUUAUUACAUUCAGCUCAGUUUAAAAGUCAAAUUGAUCAGUUAUUUCAACUACAUCUUAUUGAGAGCACUGUGGAGCAGAACAACAGUUUUACUGAAACUGUGUUGCCAGGCAACCGUCUCUCAACCUCUAUGAAUCCAACCUACAUGCUUGGGCUUGGUAAAGGCUACCCACAGCUGACCUGAUACUGUUUACAUUCCUCUGUCAGACAGAUGCCUUCUAACUUAACCCGUCCCAAACUUCCUAAAUGAUAUACAGUGUAAUGUCUUUUUUUCAUUUUCAGCCUUUUGUUUCUUCAGAUCUAACCAUUUCCUCUAGAAUGGCAAGAUUUGUACAUUCCUUCUUGAUGCAAGCGACACUGCUGGCUGCUAACAUUGUUAUAUUAGGCAAACAAAGAAACAUUUCUCGAUUAUGUCAAACGUGUGAUGAGGAAAUUAAGAAAUACUGGAUGUGCAAAGCAAAAACCCCCAAACAACUGUGGCAGCAUACAGAAUAGCAAUGUAACACUGAUUGUUUUUAAUGAUUUAUUUCAAAAUCACUGAUUAAAAAUGUACAGUAAGCAUGUCUCUCCUUUUGUAUGUGAGGCUGAUUGUUCUUAAUGUAAAAAUAACCAACAUUAUAAUAUGCCAACGCUGGAUUAGCUGCCAUAUUUUGCCAUAUGUUGACUACUUUCUGGGGUCAUUAUGUCAAGCGAGAACUGUCAAGGACCUGGAAAAAACAAUAAAUCUUCAAAAAAUGUUCAUAUGCUGCAUAUAUUGAUCUUCCUUUUGCUAGUUGGCAGCUUGUUUUUUAUAGAAAAUCCAACACAAAGUGACCAAACAUAGUUUUUUUAGCAUUCACAGCUGUUGGGAUCCCAAAACUUAAUGGCAGCUUCUACAACAGCGUGUUGAACUGUGUACAUAAAGAAAAUAUAGGUGUUACUUAAAAAAAA
Molecule: messenger RNA, 3980 nt
Organism: Morone saxatilis (striped sea-bass)
Lineage: Eukaryota; Metazoa; Chordata; Actinopteri; Moronidae
Gene: gpr4
Product: G protein-coupled receptor 4
Exons: 4
Coding region: 746-1861 (371 amino acids)
Biological process (GO): G protein-coupled receptor signaling pathway
Cellular component (GO): membrane
Molecular function (GO): G protein-coupled receptor activity
Source: RefSeq, a predicted model, not a curated record